AAAGAGAUUUACAAAUGAGACACAUCGCAAGCAAUGUGUCAUAAGAGCCAACAAUAACUGUUGUACACUGUGCCAGAAGUACACAGAUUAAGCUAGACACUUUUACUAGGACUGCACAUUUGUACAUUUCACCCUUCACACAACCACUAUUUUAAACCAUUUCAUUUUGACAUGUAACGAGAACAUUUGGUUUAAUUAGCAAAAUAAAGCAGAAUCUUUUCAUCUUGUCUUUUCAAUUUGGUAGUGUUAAGAAUAUUUUUCAUUUUACAGAAAACCAAGUUUCGUGUUUGAUAUUUGAUUCGGAAAAUACCUUAGUCAACAUUAAGAGAAACUAAAUCAGACAAAAACUAACUGACAUGCAAACUAAACUGACAUAAAGUCCAUAAAUCAAAUGUUAGUGCGAUCAAUGGAGAUAUGCCACUAGAGAGGUUGUGACUAUUUAGACAGUAUAGCGUAAUUAUUUAUGUAGCUAAAUAAAUGUAUACAAUGCCAUUUACCAUAGCAACAACAUGUUCUCUUUAAACAAACCAAAACAAAAAGCCUGAAUGAACUUGGUCUUUCAGAUCAGGAUAAGAUACAGUAGUUUAGAAGCCACUGCCACGUGACGCCUUUAUAAAAAAUGACCUGGACUUUAUUUGAACUUCAUUGGACAUCAUUGAUAAGUUUCCUGCCUUCUGCCUGUCUCUCUCAGGUGCCCCACUCUUUAACAGGUGCCAUGGCCACCUCUAUGACCUCUCUGAUGGGCCUUUCACAAAAUCAUUGAUUAGUUCCUGUCCAUUGCAGUCUAUCAUGCUCUGCAGUAUGUUGACAAAUUGCAAGUGCCCUCUCUCUCUCUCUCUCUCUCUCUCUCUCUCUCUCUCUCUCUCUCACAUACACACACACACACAAACACUGUGCUGUAUAUAGUACAGUAAACAAUACAGCCAACUUACCAUAUGAGAUAAAAUGGCAACACUAUAGACUGAUUUCAUUUUAAUGCUACAGGAAAAUACCAUUUUAUAUCCUGCUUUGAACAUAAUUUAUAAAAUAAAAACAAAACAAACCAGUAGCAAACAGGUGCAUCAAAUAAUUUGUACUACAGUAUAUAUUAAAUUAAGUACAGAUGCGAAUUAAACAUUUGUCAAUUGUGAAAUGAAAGUAUGUCUAGAUAAAACGUUUCAUUUAAAGCAUGCUGAAAUGUUUGUGGGAAUACUGCAUUGUUGAUUAUCUGUUUUGAGAUUAUAUAUUACAAUUCAACACUUACCUGUCAAAAUAACACCAAAGUUAAUACAAAGAUAUAUAAUAAUAAUAAUAAUUGAAGCCAAGUCACAUAGGUGAUGAGGAAAGUAGCCUAUAUGAUUAUAUUUAAUUUGACGGUGUUUCACAUUAUUCAAAGCCACAAUGGCAUUGUUACAACAGUGACACCCAGCGAGCAAAGAUGCCGAAAGCUAUAGUUUCUUCACAGUUCACUUUUUCACCUCUUAACAACGUUAUUCCUGACAACGCCUAUUGCUAUAAAAUAAUAUAAAAGAACGUAUUUUCCUCUCAGGGUAGCGCAGUGCCCAUCGCAUGUUUGCCCGAGUUAUAGUUCUUGCUGUCUGUUCAGAGACGCGUAAUGAUGAAAUACUGAAACGCAAGCUCUCGCUACGUUAAAUGUUCACCGUAACAUGGAGAACGACGCUAAACGGUGGUAGGGUACUUCAGCAGUCAGUAGUUCUCUCCAGGGGCGGGGCGGCGCUCCAUCAGUUUAAUGCUGUCAGCACGUGGAUAGUUGAGUCCCGGCGGUGUUUUGCUCGGGUGGAUGCUGAGAGAGACGCCCGCGAGAGGACGAGCAGGUCGCACGGAUGUAAGAGUCGGCGAUGCUUACUUCAAACUCACCACGGGAUGGGUGUCCGCGACCAAACGAGCCGUAAGAGGAAUUGUGCGGAAAAGAAAAAGACGCGAACGGGAUUAAAAUAAGAACACAAGGUAAGAAGAAGCAUAGAGGAACCUGCAAAUAACUUAUAGUGAAAUUAAAAAAAAAAAAAAAAAAAGAGAGAAUAUUCGCGAAGACGCGCGCGGACGAUUUAUUGGACGGCAGAGCUUUUUCUAAAUCAAUAUGCAUAACUUAAGCUUUGCGAGCGAAGCGGACACUUACAUUGACAUUGGUUUAACAUCCUCUGGGAAUUCUACAAGUCGCUAUUCUCCGGCGACCAUUAUAGGGCUCGCGGGGCUGGUGAGCUUCCUCAUCUUGUUUACGAUAGUGGGGAACGUGCUGGUCGUUAUCGCCGUUUUAACGAGCAGAGCGCUCAAGCCACCGCAAAACCUUUUUCUUGUGUCUCUAGCCAGUGCGGACAUUCUGGUGGCCACCCUCAUAAUCCCUUUCUCUCUGGCCAAUGAAUUAAUGGGCUACUGGUUUUUUGGGAAAGUUUGGUGCGACAUCUAUCUAGCGCUAGAUGUUCUUUUCUGCACAUCUUCUAUUGUUCACCUGUGUGCCAUAAGUCUGGACAGGUACUGGUCUGUAACACAGGCGGUCGAGUAUAACUUGAAGCGGACGCCUCGCAGGGUAAAGGGCAUGAUUGUGGUGGUGUGGUUGAUCGCGGCUGUAAUCUCCUUCCCACCGCUCAUCUCCAUGGACCGGAAUAAUGAGGGUGACAGCAGCGAACCACAAUGCCAGCUGAACGACCACACGUGGUACAUCCUGUACUCCAGCAUCGGGUCGUUCUUUGCCCCGUGUGUCAUCAUGAUCCUCGUUUACAUCCGAAUCUACCAGGUGGCUAAGACGAGAACUCGAAAUAUGUCUGAAAAGCGCCGCGAUCCGGAUGGAGGACCAGGAACGCCACGGCUGGAGAACGGCUUGAGCCGCGAGGAUUCCAGGCGGGAAAACGGGCACUGUGCCUCGCCGCCACCAGGGGAGCGCAAACCAGGCGAGGAUGACCCAGAUGCCGAACUAGAGGACAGCAGCUCGUCUGACGAGAAGGCCAAGCGGGCGCAAACCGAGACGGCGCCCUCCCGAAAAGACCGCCGGUCCAGCCGCAAGAACAGCUCCAGCUCCAAGCAUUCCAGCCGGAAAUCCCGAGCCAGCAGCAAGUCCCUAGACUUGUUUUCCUCCCGCAGGAAAAGACGGAACACCAUUUCGAGAAAAAAGAUUUCCCAGGCACGAGAGAAGCGGUUCACCUUUGUGCUGGCCGUGGUCAUGGGGGUGUUCGUGGUCUGCUGGUUUCCAUUUUUCUUCAGCUACAGCCUGUACGGGAUCUGCCGGGAGCCCUGUGCUAUCCAUGACACCCUUUUCAAGUUCUUCUUCUGGAUCGGAUACUGCAACAGCUCUCUCAAUCCCGUCAUCUACACCAUCUUCAACCAGGACUUCCGGAGAGCUUUUCAGAAGAUCCUGUGCAAGUCCUGGAAGAGGUCUUUUUAGAGGACAUGGGCAGCUAUUUGCAGCAUCCAGUGCCAUUUACAGGUGGUUGAAAAGGAAGAGACGUUUUCAAUACACCACUGCCUCUCUCUCUUUGCAUUGACAAUCUGUACACAACAAUGACAUUGAUUUUUUUUUCUACUUUGUUGUGUAAAGCUCUUCAUGAGCCUGUGAGGACAACAGAUGCUGGUCACAUAGGUGGUACCAAAAGCUAAAAAUGCUUAAAAAAAAAGCCCACCUGAAUUGGGAAGCACUGCACUGCAUUAGAGGAAACAGGCUUGUCUUUAUUAUGGCUGCAGGCACUCUGAAGUUAUCAAGAGAUAUUUUUAUGAUGAGUUUGCACAUAUGGCUUGUGUCAUUGUGACUAGAGAGCUAUGUAACAUGAAAGGCUGUGUCCUUUUAUAUGGUCACAAAAAAAAAGACAAAAAAGGGAAGUGAAUUACCAAGAAGUGUGCCGUUUCUUUCUAGCGGAGAGAUACAAAACGGACAAUGUUGUUUAGGGAGUAUGAGAAGGUUGUCGCCGGAUGACAGAUGGAGGAAGAAUGUUGCCCUGAUGUGCUUGGGUAUUGCGAUGUUCGUCCUAAGGGUGCAAAAUCCUGACUGAACAGAGCUCUAUUACAAACUAUUCUUAAUCGUCCUUCAGUGAAAUGAAUCACUGCACUGCUGCUCUCUAAUAUGCCAUAAAAAGUACACAGAAGAAGUAUAUACUGGAGAGUUAAGAGAAACUGUAAGUGGUGAUGAUGAUAAAUAAUGAUACAUUUAUUUAUCUACAGGAUUUAUUUAUCAGAUUAUAAACUAUUUAAGCUUCGUGGCUAUGCUUGUACAGUGUAUCCCAUUUGUUCAAAAAUAUCAUAGUGAUAUAAUGCAAAUAUAAUAUAUGAGGCUGUUGUACAUUUUUAAAAGCAAAACAACUUUUUUUGGUUGUUUUUGUAUAUUAUGAAACAUCUGUCUUUAUGGAUGUUGGGCUUCUCUCCUUUUCUAUUCCAUAUACUUGUGAUAUCUCCAAAAUGACUGACAGGUCACUACAAGCACAGCUGAUGAUCAAACAAAAAUGAACAAAUAAAUGGAUUGUACUUCUCUUGGAUUCGCUUUUUACUGUGAACUUUACUGUGAGUCUAGGCUUUAUAUUUUACUGUUCAUGUCUCUAAAGUGGGCUUGUCAUAAUUAGAAAUGACUGUGAUUAAAUAUUGUUUUGAGCUUUUGUCAUUUUGCAGGUACAAUACUCCAUUCAGCUCAGAACAGAACGAAAUAAAGGGAGAAUCUGAACUAAUUGAAACGAA
Messenger RNA from Puntigrus tetrazona (Sumatra barb), 4653 nucleotides. It is a transcript of the gene adra2c, whose product is annotated as adrenoceptor alpha 2C. Gene Ontology annotation, biological process: regulation of smooth muscle contraction; regulation of vasoconstriction; adenylate cyclase-activating adrenergic receptor signaling pathway. The coding region runs from base 2078 to 3376 and encodes 432 amino acids. NCBI's taxonomy places the organism in Eukaryota, Metazoa, Chordata, Actinopteri, Cypriniformes, Cyprinidae. Gene Ontology annotation, cellular component: membrane. The record is from RefSeq and is a predicted model, not a curated record. Gene Ontology annotation, molecular function: alpha2-adrenergic receptor activity. The transcript has a single exon.